CAUUGCAUUGCCUUCUUUAUUAUGUUCUACACAUGACAGCCAUCAUAAUGACACCGACAUCCCCAACCACACCUCAGAAGCGUCAAUCAUACGAUCCCUAUCUCGUCCAGAGCACCUCCCCUUCCCUCUUCGCCGCCGGGUGCAGUUCGCCAGCUCAGACUCCCGGGUCGGCGCACAGAUCGAGUCGGAGUAUGGGGAGCCUCAACAAUGUACUGGAGCACCCGGUGCAUUCCAGUUUGAAAGGGAAAGGGGUGGAUAAAAGCGAAGUGGACGAUAGACGUCGAAGCAUGGAUAGCCCAGGCCUCAGGAAGCUAGGAAGAAGGAGCGAGACUUUGCCUGAUUGGCUAGUCAAAGGAAAAGAGAAAGGCAGAGUGAAAGACAUUAAUCUGCCGGGCAAUCCUAAGCAAUGGGCUCCGUCUGAAUUAGCCCAGUAUUUGACAUAUGAAUUACGUACAGGCGGUCCAGAUGGUACAGGCAAAAUUCUGCCUGCGCCAUUGAUAGCCGAUAUUGAGUCUUGGGUGCUGAGGCAACGUGUAUCUGGAACACUCUUCCUAGAGGGUAGCUCGGAAGGAUGGGGAAACAACACAUCAAGAGCACCUCCAUUCAUACCCCUCUUGCAAACGAUUGCCCGCCGCCUGCGCCGCAGAUCACUCCUAGACCCGCAUUCCCUGCCUAAUUCUCGGUUCCCUGGGUCGUCAACACUCUUGGAGGAAGAUGAAACUUCGUACGAUGACGCGACGACAGGAGUGAAGCGGAUGGCAAAAGCCUAUGAUGCCCGUUCAUCUGCUUCUGAAACAAGCUUCAGCGGUGAUGAUGAGGGCGAACUCUCACGACUUGUUGCUCAACAUACUGGGGACAGUGUUAUCGAACGUUGGAGAAGAUGGGAAGAGACCGGGGAGGCACUCAAACCGUCGGAACAUGAAGAGUACAUCCAGGGGUAUGGGAGAAAAAGGAAUCUGUCUGACGUGUCAAGUUUAUCGAGCGUUUCGCAUGGCUCAGCAACGUCUGAAAGAGUCGGAAGGAAGAGUCCAACAAUGGAGGAAAUGUUGCAGGACGUGGGAGAAAAUUUGGAUGAUGAGGACGAAGAUAUGGGAAGGGCCACCAUCAAACCACCUCCAAAGGCUGCAGAUGCCAUACUUUCCCCUGAUGGGCGACUUCAUAAGCAGGCUACGUCUGAACCAUUACAGCAAUAUGAUCCCCUGGUGGACAAAUUGAAGUCUCCCAAUUCAAAUUUUUACUCUAUUUCUGAAAGACGUUCUAUUCGUGGUCGAGCAUCGGUUGCCCCUGCGCUUGAACACGCAAUACGACCUUCUGGCUUGGAUGUGCCAGCCGAACCGGAUUCGAAAGAAGUCACCCCGUCCGCGACCCCAUCUAAAGCUAAAGUAUUACCUCCCAACGAACUUCUCACCAACGGAGGGCAUUUUCCUGAGAAUAUGAACCGUUAUGCUACCCUUGGCAAGUCAUCUACCAACAGACGACAUCCCCAUCAGUUGCUCUCACUGGAACUCAAUGACGGAGAUGCCGAUGAGCAAGACGAAGGCAGCGAUGAAGGGCACUGGGAAACGGCUAGGAAGGUCACACUUAGACCCACGCGAGCUGCUGCUCAUGAUUCGUCUAAAGCAGACAUCAGACCAACAGAUAAAGUGAAGGAAAAGGAGGAGAAGAAGAUGGGAGAGCAGAUGGCCCAGCUCAUGGAAAGAAUCAAGGAUUUGGAAGAGAGAUUACAAACUGCCACUUCAUCCAACGUCUUACCUCCUGUAGUACCAGUCAAUGUACCGCCCAGGGAGAAGAAGUUCGCCUUGCUUGACCUUCUUGGCUGGAGCAAGGAUGAGGAGGACGAUUUACCGAGAAGGGUCAAAGAAUUGCCCGCAUAUUUAUUUUUGGUUGGAGUGGGUGUCGGUGCGAUUGUUGUCGGGGUAAUUCUAAGGAGGCGAUGAUUGCAAGAACCAUCUUGUUGGAUUACUGUGCGAAGAGAAAGAAGUUGUUUUCUAUGAGUUAUGAAAUAGAAAGGUGGUGCUCCUUGUUUUGUUUUACCAUUUACAGUUUUGUAUAUAUGUAGGAUUGUC
This is a messenger RNA of Cryptococcus deneoformans JEC21, 2066 nucleotides long. Its product is annotated as expressed protein. The coding region runs from base 33 to 1937 and encodes 634 amino acids. The record is from RefSeq and is a predicted model, not a curated record. Lineage: Eukaryota; Fungi; Basidiomycota; Tremellomycetes; Tremellales; Cryptococcaceae. The transcript is spliced from 3 exons.